AUGGAAAUCGUCAACAUGCUUAAGAUCAGUGGGACGUUUAUUGCAAUGCUAGCCGUGGUACGUUCCGAACCUCCGGUUAAUUCGUAUCUACCUCCAAGAACGGGCACCUCUGGUGCGAAUGGCGGUCGGAUCGAUCUGUCCACUCAGUACGGAGCGCCGGAUUUCAAUAACAGGGGUGAUGUUAAUGGAAACAGUGGCGCAACAAGUUUUGGAGGGCCCGGCACAGGUAAUGGUCCGUCAAAACUUUACGACGUACCCAUCAGAGGAAAUGCUGGCGGAAAUGGUUUAGGUCAGUUUCGAGGAAAUGGAUUUGAGGGUGGACAACCUUCUAGCUCUUACGGCGCUCCUAACGCUGGUUUUGGUGAGAACCGUGGCAACGGAGGAAGACCGUCGACUAGCUAUGGCGUUCCCGACUCAAGUGGGAAUAAUAGGGGUGGUUUCGGAAAUGGAGGUACCGAAGGAAGACCAUCCACUAAUUAUGGCGCUCCCGAUGCAAGCAGGAACAACGGCGGUGGUUUCGGAAAUGCAGGUAACGAAAGAAGACCGUCAACUAGCUACGGUGUUCCCGCUGCGAAUGGGAACCAAGGUGGUUUUGGAAGUGGAAGUAUCGGAGGAAUGCCAUCGACCAGCUAUGGUGUUCCUGGCGCGAAUGGAAACAACGGGGGUGGUUUCGGAAACGUAGGAAGACCAUCGACUAGCUAUGGUGUUCCCGCUGCGAAUGGGAACCCAGGUGGUUUUGGAAGCGGAAGUAUCGGAGGAAGGCCAUCGACCAGCUAUGGUGUUCCUGGCGCGAGUGGAAACAACGGAGAUGGUUUCGGAAACGGAGAUAUCGGAGGAAGGCCGUCAACUAGUUAUGGCGUUCCCGGGGCAAACGGAAACCACGAGAGCGGGAACGGUGGCAGCGGAAGACCCUCGAGUAAUUACGGCGUACCUGGAGUAAAUGGAAAUACGAAUGGUAAUCGCUUUAAUGGAAAUAGUGGCGGAGGACCAUCGAAUAACUACGGAUCUCCGAAUGAAAAUGGAUUCGGUAAAGGAUUAUUAACCAGUUACGGUUCACCUAAUAGAGGUGAAAAAAAUGAUGAUCGUAAUCAGUCGGGAGGCUCAAAUAGAGGAAGUUUUGGACACGGUGCAAUUAACGGCUAUUCAUCUGGAAGUCCAAAUGGGAAUUUCGGGCACGGCGAUGAAAGUUUUAGAAGAGGGGGGGAAGAUGGAGGAAGAAGUAUUGGCGGGGGUUACAAUGACAACGCGCAAGAAGAAAGUACUGAACCGGCGAAAUACGAGUAUUCAUAUAAAGUGAAGGAUCAGCAAACCGGCAGCGAUUAUAGUCACACGGAGACUAGAGAUGGUGAUCGUGCUCAAGGCGAGUUCAACGUUUUGCUUCCAGAUGGUAGGAAGCAGAUUGUUGAGUAUGAGGCUGAUCAGGAUGGAUUUAAACCGCAAAUUAGAUACGAGGGCGAAGCGAAUACCGGCGGAUAUGGCGCCGGAGGACUGAAUGAUAACAAUGACGGUUAUUCUUCUGGUCGACCGGGUAGCGAAAACGGAGGCUUUGCGAAUAAUUCAGGAUUUAAUGGAGGCAGCAGUAACGGUGGUUAUCCAAGUGGUGGUCCCGGCGAGGGAAAGCUUGGUGGAUUUAAUAGCGGAGACAGCAGCGGUUAUCAGUCAUCGGGAAGACCAGGACAAUCCUUUGGCCGAGAUAACGCUGGUGAUUUGAGCAAUGACAUCGGCGGCUACUUUUCCAAUCCUCCUAGUAACAACAUUAGCGGUGGUGACAAUGCGAAUGUUGGAAACAAUAGACAAAACGGCGGUAACAGUGGAUAUCAAUAUUAA
Messenger RNA from Cyphomyrmex costatus, 1827 nucleotides. RefSeq names its product pro-resilin. Gene Ontology annotation, cellular component: extracellular matrix. The record is from RefSeq and is a predicted model, not a curated record. NCBI's taxonomy places the organism in Eukaryota, Metazoa, Arthropoda, Insecta, Hymenoptera, Formicidae. The transcript is spliced from 4 exons. Bases 1 to 1827 code for a protein of 608 amino acids.